Molecule: messenger RNA, 4105 nt
Organism: Gaeumannomyces tritici R3-111a-1
Lineage: Eukaryota; Fungi; Ascomycota; Sordariomycetes; Magnaporthales; Magnaporthaceae
Product: vacuolar protein sorting-associated protein 9
Exons: 4
Coding region: 431-2932 (833 amino acids)
Biological process (GO): vesicle-mediated transport
Cellular component (GO): cytosol; endocytic vesicle
Molecular function (GO): small GTPase binding; ubiquitin binding; guanyl-nucleotide exchange factor activity
Source: RefSeq, a predicted model, not a curated record
AGCCGAACUGAAGAUCCCCGAUCCGUCAUGCGCCAUCCGUCGGCUGGUCUCAGCUGCCUUGCAUUUGCCUCCCACCUAGCGAGCCUCCAGCCUGGUCCUGCACCGAGCCCGCCUUUCAGCAGACCGACCGACUUUUUGACCGCAUCAGCAUCGCUUGCCAGGGCUUCGCGUCUCCACGACAACUAACUGACAGCCGAAAUCCAUCAUUCCAUUAUCCCACCCGACCAAACUCGACUCGACUCGGCUCGAACCCGCCUGGCCCCUCCUUCCGACUGACUGACAGCUCCAUCGCUGGUGUGGUGUUACGCAGCCUGCCGCCAUCACCCUCAACUACGCUACUUCACUACCACCUACUUACCUAUUUCCGACCAACACCACCUCCGACAAGACAUCCCAACGACAAAAAAAAUAGACACAGCUGCCCGUUUGCAUGUCGUCCUCCGACCGGCCGGCCCCGUCGCCUAGCCAGCCUGGUCGCCCGGAACAUGGACCCCAAGCCACUACCGCCCCUGAGGUGAUCCCGUCCCAUCUCGGCCCUUCCGAUCCUGUCCCCGAAUCGUCUGCAGCCAGCGUCCCAAUAGAACCCCAGCCGGUCCCUGUCGAGAUGGCCCCGCGUUCCGGGACCACGGCGCCGCCGGCAGGGGAGGACCUCGGUCUCGGCGAGCCUCCGUCCCUGUCGGCCACCGAGGUCGUCCAAGACACCACUGUGAUGGAGAAGGACCCCCCGAGAGAUGCAGCCGAUGAGCCAUCCGAGGGCAUGGCCUCCUCCAUAGCGACCCUCAAGCCCACCACCGCCGCCAGCACCACCACUGCAACCCACCACCUUACCGUCGACACCAAGACCUAUAUAGACCCGACUCCCGCUACUCCCGAUGCCUCGCAGCCCCCCUCACGAACGCCCUCCAACGCCGCUGGCAGCCGAUCACGCAAGCUCUCGGCCUCGACCUCGACCUCGCCGGCCUGGUCCGACGCUGGCUAUGACGAGAAGCGGUACAUGAGCGAGGACGAGCAUGAGGUCAGCGCCGGCGGCGGCGCCUCGUCGCGGGCCGAGAUCCAGAGCAUCAUGGAGCAGUUUGCCGAGGGCGGCGGUGGCCCGGGUGAGGACGAGGUGAUGAGCCCGCGUCUCGAGAUCGCGGGGCCCAUGCUCGGCGCCCCGCCGCAGCAGCAUCCGCCUCGCAAGUCUAGCCUGGAGCCGCUGGCGCCAACCAUUGCUCAGAAAUUUCAGGACAUUAGGAUCCCGAGGUCUUCAUCCCCGGAAAGCAUCAGAUCCAAGGCCAAGGACUCGGAGGAGCCAAGACCUCCGGUGCCUCCCAAGGAUGGCGGCGGGGACAAGGACGAGGCGAGCACCGCCGCCCCCACACCCACAUCGUCGAAACUCAGCUUGUCCCUGUCACUGAAGCAGUCCCAGGACGAGCUUGCAGAAGGCGUCAUGUCACCCACAAUGCCACUCCACCGCCCUCCGCCACCAGAGCCCGAGCCGGAGCCGUCGCUGCCGUUUGACUUUCAUCGAUUCCUAGAGCAGCUACGAAACAAAAAGGCAGACCCCGUGGCAAGGUACCUCAAGUCGUUUCUGUCAGAGUUUGGUAAGCGCCAGUGGAUGGUGCACGAGCAGGUCAAGAUUAUAGGCGACUUCCUGGCCUUCAUCGCCAACAAGAUGGCGCAGUGCGACGUCUGGCGCGAGGUCUCGGACGCCGAGUUCGACAACGCCCGCGAAGGCAUGGAAAAGCUCGUCAUGAACCGCCUGUAUGCCCAGACAUUCUCGCCUACCAUCCCACCCCCGCAGCCUAUCCCGGGAUCCAAGCCGAACCGCAAGCGUGGGGGCGAAAGGCCCAUGGGCCCCGGCCGCAGGGGUCAGCACCAGGAGGACGUGGAGCGCGACGAGAUACUGGCGCAGAAGAUAAAAAUCUACGGCUGGGUCCGGGACGAGCACCUCGACAUACCCACCAUCCCCGAUAGCGGCCGCCGCUUCCUCAAGCUCGCGCAGCAGGAGCUGCUCAAGAUCACGACCUACCGCGCUCCUCGGGACAAGAUAAUAUGCGUCCUGAACUGCUGUAAAGUCAUAUUCGGACUCCUGAAACAUUCUAAAUCGGACUCUUCGGCAGAUUCGUUUAUGCCCCACCUGAUAUACGUCGUUCUGCAGGCAAACCCUGAACACUUGGUCUCGAAUGUGCAGUAUAUACUGCGAUUUAGGAACCAAGAUAAGCUUGGGGGCGAGGCCGGCUACUAUUUGUCAUCCCUGAUGGGCGCUGUGCAGUUCAUUGAAAACAUGGAUCGGACUACUCUCACCAUCACAGACGAGGAGUUUGAGCGCAGCGUUGAGGCGGCCGUGCUGGAGAUCGCAGAGAAGCACCCUCCACAGCCUCCCCCUCUCCCGCCCUCGCAAUCGGAGAAGCCGCAUCUGUAUCUACAGUCAGGCGACCCCGGGGCCUCGUCCUCGACACGGCCAUCUAUGGAUGGCGACUCAGCAUCGGCGCCGCGCAGGUCCACGUCGUCUCGCGACGGCGGGGACUCAUCGGACGAGCCGGCAGCCAUAACGGGUCUUCUAAGGACAAUACAGCGGCCGCUCAGCACCAUCGGCCGCAUGUUCUCGGACGAGCCGCUCGCUGGCGCAGGCGGCAGCGGGGCGGGGCCGUCGAGGAGCCCGGUUCACACGCCGCAGCCGGGCUCGGGGCGCGUCUCGGGCGAAGGCCGGGAUCCGCGAGAUCCGCACCAGCACCACCGCCAGCUGUCUGCCCAGGAGGCGGCGGCGCGGCAGGCCAGCGCCGAGGCUGCCGAGGCGCAGAGGCUCCACAGGGCGGAGCACGCCAACGUCGUGGAGACGCUGGCGGGCAUGUUUCCCGACUUGGACAAGGACAUCAUUAGUGAUGUGGUGUACCAGAAGCAGGGGAGGGUCGGCUUGGCUGUUGAUGCAUGUCUUGCUCUGUCUUCCUGAGCUUGGAGCUGACACUUCACUCGGUUCCAAACACAAGGGGGCUAGAGAAUAAGUACCAUAGAUUGGCUCUCUCCCAGAGUGCAUACAAAACAAAAAAGCGGCAUGUACGGGUAAUCUUUAAUGAGCAGGCUACGAGCAAAACAGAGGCAGCAUGUCACUCAAAGACUCGGCCAGCUGGGACUGGCCAUUUGCACACAAAGAUGAUUGGGGUCGCAAGCAAAUCGUGAUUCAUUAUUAUUCUUCAUGGUUCGCAGACACAUUACCGACCACCAUGCUCAGUUCUUCUUGGUCACGUUCAUGGCGGCGACCCACGGCUUCCACCACUUCUCGAUGAGCUCGGGGCUGCGCCAGGCCGAGUAGUCGUACGUGGUCAGGCCCCAGGUGUCGUCGACGCCCUGGCCGCCGGACCGGAUGCGGUAGCUGCCGGCCAGGGCCCAGACCAUCCAGUUGACCUUGUGCUUGGUGAGGAAGCCGCGCAGGCACGCCUGCAGCGUGUCGCGCGGCAGCGUCGCCGCGUUCUGCUCGUAGCCGAACUCGCUAAAGAUGACGGGCGUCUGCCGGUGCGCGGGCUCGCAGUCGUAGCCGGGCAGGUCGCAGCCGGGCUUGGGCGCGUCCAUGCCCAGGGCGUUGAAGCCGUUGCGGUACAGGCUCGCCUCGACGGCCUCGCAGGUGCCCGUGUCCUGGUCCUCGCUCAUGUGGUACAUGUGCAGCUCCCACACGAGCUUGUCGGCCCACGGGUGGGCGUCGAGGUCAAAGUACAGGGGUUCCCGGCGCGCGGCGUCCCGGACGGCGGUGCAGCGGUAGCACGGGGCCGAGAGCAGGUUGCGGCGCGCCGUGAGGGCCGACAGGUCCUGGUCGUACUGCAUCCCGGACCAGGUGAUGAGGAGGUCCGGGUUGGCGGCGUGGAUGGCGUCGGCGCCGGCCGUCAUGUUGCCGACGAGGGUCUGCCAGUUGUAGUAGAGGUCGGUGCGGUUCCACGACUCGCGCAGCUCGUUGCGGAGCGAGAGGCCGACGACGUUGGGGUGCGACUUUGCAAAGUUGGCGACGUAGGCGAGGCCGCGCUUCCAGUUUGACGUGUUGAAGUAGACGUCGUCGAACCACUUUUUGUUUCUUUUGUUAGUCAAUGUUUCCCCUCCUCCUUCUCCUCCUCCUCCUCAUCCCCGUUCGGGCAUU